UAUCCUGACUGUUGGUAACUCCACUAGAAAUGAGAGUGGAUUGGAGGGGUUAAAUUAAUUUUGUUUUGUGUGGAUUGGUUUGAGGAAGGAUUGGAAGCUCUGGUGGUGUGUAUAGUUAGUUAGCGUCAGAGUUUGGUAAGCACCGUACAAGCAGUUUGGAGGAGAAUUGGAGAAAGAAGAAUAACAUAGAGCGAAGAGAAUAUGUGUGUGUGUGUUUGGCUUUGCCUGCAGUGGGAGGGUGCGUGCGUGAAACGGUGACCCAGACACACAAGCAAACACUUGUUACUUGAGGCCGGUUAAAUUACUUGACCAGCAGUUUGCUGGCUAAUACAUAGUACUAGUAGUAGUAUAUUGGUGGUGUAUGCAGAUGCAGUUUUUUUUUUUUUGGGUGAGAUGAGAGCUAUGCAGAGGCAGUAGGCGUGCGUAAUUCAUCUUGCUCCUAAUUCCCUUCCAAAUGCAAUUGCGCUUGAUGCAUGCAUGCUGGCGAUUCCUUGCACAUAUCUGCAUGCACGUAGACGCACGCUUAGGCUUGUUAGUUUUUAGGUUGCUUGUGAAAUAAACAUGGAAUAAUCUUGUGCAUAAAAUGCAGGCAUGCACGCUAGCUAUAUCUUAGCUGCAGCUGAAGAAGAAAUGAGCUAUAGUAGAAUAAGCUUAAGAUUUACCUUUUUCUUUCAGGCAGGCAGGCAGGCAGGGCGGCUGGGUUUGUUGCUUGCUUGCACUGUUGGAAGAUCCAUCAUCGAUCUUUGUUAAUUUGUUGGGUAGGGUAGGCGAGAGGAGGCGGAUAGAUAGCUAGAGUAUAUGAAUAAUAUGAGGACGACGAUGCGGCGGCCGGAGAUGGUGUUCUUCGACGUGGAGACGACGGCGGCGUCGGCGGAUGAGGGGCAGCGUAGUGUGCUGGAGUUCGGGGCCAUCGUGGUGUGCCCCCGGAGGCUGGUGGAGGUGGACAGCUACCACACGGUGAUCCGGCCGGGCGACAUGUCGGCGGUGUCCAAGAGGUUCGCCGCUAUGGUGGAUGUGGACGUGGCGUCGGCGCCGAGCUUCGAUCAGGUGGCGGAGCGCAUCUUCGGCGUGCUGGACGGGCGGGUGUGGGCGGGGCACAACAUCCAGCGCUUCGACUGCCACCGCAUCCGCGAGGCGUUCGCGGCCAUCGGGCGGGCAGCGCCGGAGCCCGUGGCCAUCGUCGACUCCCUCAACGUGCUGGCCCACGACUUUGGGCGCCGCGCCGGCGACCUCAAGAUGGCCACCCUCGCCUCCUACUUCGGCAUCGGCAAGCAGAGCCACAGGAGCCUUGACGACGCCCGCAUGAACCUGGAGGUGCUCAAGCGCUGCGCCACCCUCCUGCUGCUCGAGUCCACCCUUCCCCCGGGCAUGCUGCACUCCUCCGCCGCCGGAUCCAUCACCAGGAAGAGGAGCAACCACCAAGAGGAGCCAUCGUCGUCGUCUCUUGUCAAUGUGACGCCUAGUAAAAGGAAGCAGCGGCAGGGCAGCGGCGGCAAAAUCAGGCCCAAGGCAGCAACCACCACGCCCAAGCCAUGCUUCCACAUGAUCCUCAGGCACUCCAGGACCAUCCUCAGAUAGCCCUUUGCUUUGCUGCUAACUCACUCACUCUUUCAUUGCUCCAUCCAUUGGGGUUUAGUUCAUUCUUCUUCGUCAAUUGUAUUCUAUAUAUGUCUGUAAUUCUCUACUGUAUAUACACUUCCUCCCUCCCUCUGUACAAGUCUUGUCUUGUCUAAUUGUAAACAAUACAUCCAUUAACUUCAAGUUGCAAACAUUCCUUCUGAAGC
Molecule: messenger RNA, 1784 nt
Organism: Oryza sativa Japonica Group (Japanese rice)
Lineage: Eukaryota; Viridiplantae; Streptophyta; Magnoliopsida; Poales; Poaceae
Source: RefSeq, a predicted model, not a curated record